AUGUCCUUCCAACCAACCCCCAGCGACAUCGCCGUCACAAUCACCACCCCUUCAACCGCCCCAACAACCGACGAACCGCGCCUCCUCUCCGAACGCCGCAUCACCCCAUCAUGGACCGUCCUCCAAACAAAGGGCAAGCUCGAGACCAUGACCGGCAUCCCACCGAGCAGCCAACGCCUCCUCCUCAAGACCCCCGGCCGGCCCGACCAGUGGCUCGACGCCGACGACACAAUCAUCGGCGACUGGGGACUGAUGAAGGGGAGUGAGCUCGUGGUCCACGAUACCCGUCCGCAAGCGGCGAGAGUCAACUUUAGUGACCUCUCUGCUGUGGAAAAGUAUGUUCUCCCAACGGAGACGUACGAGAGCCUCCCGAACUCGGUCCUUGCUUGGAAGAAGAAUCAGAAGCUGGGGCGGUUUGAUCCGAGUGCGCUUCCGCCUGUAGAGGCGAUGCUUGAGCAGGCUCAGAGAGAUGCGAAGGAGGUUGAGAAGAGAGAAAUAACCGUCUCAAAACGCGCCAUCAUUCUUCCCUCAUCACCACCGCACAUCCGACGAGGAACAGUCCGCUUCGUCGGGCCAGCCCCUACGAUCCCAUUUGCCGGCGUCGAUGCAGAAACAGUUGAUCCCUCCGGGCCUUUACCCAUUUGGGUCGGUAUUGAGCUCGAUGAGCCAACGGGGAAGAACGACGGAAGCGUCGGUGGAAAGCGAUACUUCACGUGUCCCAAUAAAACGGGUGUCUUUGUUAAGCCGGAGAAGGUCCAGGUAGGAGAUUUCCCGCCGCUCGGACUGGACGAUGAGUUGGAUGAGGAUAUGGAGGAAAUAUAG
Molecule: messenger RNA, 822 nt
Organism: Aspergillus calidoustus
Lineage: Eukaryota; Fungi; Ascomycota; Eurotiomycetes; Eurotiales; Aspergillaceae
Source: the annotation of a GenBank genome assembly